AUGGAUCGUCCGGAUCCUUUUUAUGUUGUACGUGAUGAAAUCAUCAAAUCCCUCUCACAAGCCAAGGUAGAAUAUGAAUCCUGGAAUCACGAGGUUACAACGAAAUCAACCAAUAUUAAACCAGUGGAAACUGCUUUGAGAGAGUCAAUUAGAAAUAUUGAUUGGGAUCUUGAGGAUUUACAAGAGACAGUUUUAAUUGUAGAGAAAAACCCCUCGAAAUUUUGCAUUAGUUCAGAGGAACUUCGAUCACGACAGCAGUUUUUGCGGGAAGUCAAAACUAUUGUCAAGAACGUGAAAGACCAACUCUAUGACCCUAACGAUCUUAUCACAGGAAUUCAAAAGCCUAUCAACUUUGAUGUAACAAUUGUGAAAAAUCCUGCCUCAAAUGCUAUCAAUGGAUUCAACCAGGACCGUUUUAACUUAAUGUGA
Messenger RNA from Rodentolepis nana, 429 nucleotides. The record is from the annotation of a GenBank genome assembly. Lineage: Eukaryota; Metazoa; Platyhelminthes; Cestoda; Cyclophyllidea; Hymenolepididae.